Schizophyllum commune H4-8 is the source of this 2084-nucleotide messenger RNA. RefSeq lists its product as uncharacterized. Bases 89 to 1933 code for a protein of 614 amino acids. The transcript has 2 exons. NCBI's taxonomy places the organism in Eukaryota, Fungi, Basidiomycota, Agaricomycetes, Agaricales, Schizophyllaceae. The record is from RefSeq and is a predicted model, not a curated record.
CCGCUCUCCGUCCUCCUCGCUGCCCGCAUCCACCAGGCAUCUCUUUGUUCUUCAUAGACACUCACGACUUAUCUCUAACGACCACCACAUGUCUAUUUUAUCUAACGCUGGCACCAUGGCCGCGAUGCUCCGCCGCCAACCGCGCACGAGAACGCGCAAGAGCCCCCAGCUACACAUCAUCGAGGAAGAGUCCGAGAGCGAACCGCGCUCGUCGACGUCCUCCGCACACUCCCCCUCCAGCAGUCGCGUCGGCUCCCCCGUGUCGGGCGUGAAGGCCAGGCGCCGCAACGCCCGCAUCAGCGCUUCCGACAUCAAGAUUGCCUCUACCAUCCUCUCCGACCUCGAUGGCGGCGCCGCGCCGUUGACGCCGACGCGCCCUGCGCCCAGCCCGCCCCCGAACCGCGACUCGGACGAGUUCAGCAUCAUCUUCACCGAGAAGGAGUUCGACUUUCCCCACCCCCCUCUCCCGACGCCCUCUGCGUACGUGUAUGGCAGCGACAUGUCCUCCCCCUCGUCCAGCAGCGGCUCCUCUGCCGUCCCCGGCACGCCCACGACCUCCGACGACGAGUUCGCGACCACCCAGCCCCUUCACAUUGCCAAGAAGCCGCGGGCGGGGUCCCCAGAUUCCUCCUCGGACAGCGACAGCGACCUCGAGGAGGACUACGCGUGGUACUCGCGCGAGCUCGCCGGCGUCGUCGACAUGCAGCCCCAGCUCGCGCGCCGCCCUACGAUCACGGGGACGCGUCCGCGGCCCGAGUCGAUCUACGUCGCCGCGACCUCCUCCACCCGCGUCCUUCCCUGCCACAUGCCGUCGCCGCAGCUCGACCCGGCUUGUCCGCGGCGCACCUUCGUGAUCCCGAAGCGCCCUCCGCCGCCCCCGCCUGUUGAGCGCACGCCGCCGCGCGAGAGCCGCGUCCCAGAGGACCUGGUGGACGACCUACUCGAGGAAUACUUCCAGUCGCCGACUAGCUCGCCCUCGCAGUCCGACUUUUCCGAGGAGAGCCUGCUGGAGGACAUUCCCUUCUUCCUGGAUAACGAGGAAGAAGAGGAGAACGAGGACGCGCCGAUCCAGCUCCCGCUAUGCCUCCCCACCAGCCCCUUCGCGGUCGACUUUGAGUUCGACGAGGGCCAUAUGCCCUUCACGCUCGAGGAGCGCCGCCCCUCCAUCCACGAGCCCGCCAUCCAGGAAGAGCUUGAGGAGGAGGAGGACUGCAACGCGGACUCAGAGUCGCGCAUCCUGCGCUCCCGCUGGUCGUCCUCCACGCUCGACUCCGCGUAUUCGGCUGGUGCUACAUCCCCCAAGGCGCGCCUCAUGAAGAUCUGGAACAGGCACACCUCGUCUUCCUCCAAAUCUCCCUCCAAGUCCUCGACGCCGCCGUCCAAGGUCUUGUCUUCGCCGCCCAAGUCUCCCAAGCCCAAGACGACCAAGCACGCGCACUCGCGCUCCGUGUCCUCCUACCUCGCCUCCCCGCGCUCGCCGUACUUCAAAUUCAGGCCCGAGGAGGUCGCGGUGGUCGACUACGCGAACGCGCUCCCGCUGCCGAGCGCAACGUCGUCGCACUUCCCGCCCUCCGCUAGCUCGUCCGUGUUCCCGCACCUCCCGUCGCGCUUCCCGCUGCCCUCGGAGCCGCCGCUGCCGUCGCCGCGCCACCAGCGCCACCACCGGGCGCAGUCCGCGAGCACGCCGCCCGCGCUCGUGGCGUCUGGGUUCCGCUCGCGCUCGCCGUCGUCGCCGGUGUUCGGGCAGUACCUGUCGUCGUCGGGUUCGCGCUCGCCGUCGGGCUUCCGCUCGCCGCACUCGAGCACGCCGCCCGCGGUCGUCUGCCGCUCGCCCAGCCGGCAGAGCUGCGACUCGGCGGACAGUGGGGACACGUCUGCGAGCUCGGGUCUCCGCCGGAAACCUAUCCCGGUGGAGAUGUUCUUGAGGGCGUAGGCGCUUUCGGGGCCCCGGGGGUGCAGCUUCACUUCGGGGCUCGCUCCGUCGUCAUCAUAGACUUUCUUCUUUUUCUUCCUCCAUUUUUUUCCUUCUCAAUGCCUCGGUCAUUACUUCCUCAUUUUUCUCGCGCACUGGUAAUCUGCAUCUC